UCGUCUGCUUGUAGGCAGGAUGGAGAAGGUGGACCUUGGGCUAAUCAAGUGUAUCACAUAAGAGGCUACAAAUCCAGUGGAUGCUAUAAAGACACCUCUAAACGUGCAAUCCAGACGCUUGAAGGAAAAGAUUCUAUCCUGGAUGGACUUUACUGGAAUAGAAAAGAUGCUAUUGCAAAAUGCGCCGUAGCUGCCACGAGAGCGGGUUACAAAAUGUUUGCAGUUCAGAAUGGUGGCUGGUGUGCAUCAAGUGCUACUGCGCCAGUGACCUUCGCCAAAUAUGGAAAAUCCACGUCUUGUAAGCAGGAUGGGGAAGGCGGACCAUGGGCUAACGAAGUUUAUUCCAUUAUGUAACUUAGUGAUGAGAGUGAUAUUCUGGUAAAGGGCAUUUGUGUGAGCAUUGAUUGUCAAAAGUAAAAUGAAAUCAUUAAAAGCUUUGA
Molecule: messenger RNA, 440 nt
Organism: Pocillopora damicornis (cauliflower coral)
Lineage: Eukaryota; Metazoa; Cnidaria; Anthozoa; Scleractinia; Pocilloporidae
Source: RefSeq, a predicted model, not a curated record